Molecule: messenger RNA, 2943 nt
Organism: Spirodela intermedia
Lineage: Eukaryota; Viridiplantae; Streptophyta; Magnoliopsida; Alismatales; Araceae
Source: the annotation of a GenBank genome assembly
AUGACCAGCCAUAGAGAGGCAUUUUUCGCUGGUGACGGGAACGAGAGAACGGGGGAACCGACCUCCCAGGACGACGACAUUACGGGGUGGUUCGACCGGGUGGCGGAGAAGGCCGGUUUCGUGCAGGCAGAGACGCUGAGGCGCAUCAUUGAGAUCAACCGGGGUACGGAGUACCUGAGAAGGUGGCUGGGGGAGGACCUUCGCCUUGAGGACCUGGAGCUAGAGGAGCUAGAGACAGUCUACAGCUCUCUGGUGCCCCUCGCCUCCCAUGCAGACUUUGAACCUUAUAUUCAGAGAAUCGUCGACGGCGACGCCAGCCCCAUCCUCACAAGGGAUACUAUCGCCACCAUUUCUCUCAGGUAUCUGAAUCUUCUCUACUAAUUCGGUCAUAUGGUUGCGGCGUCCACCCUUCAGCUCUUCAAGCUAGCAGCAGCCCACAGAGCCAGGUCUGUAGCCAAAAGCAACAUUUCCCACCCCCCACCCAGAGCAUUAGAAAGUCCAACCGCACAUCUCAUAAUCGAUCUGAUCAUCUAUCUUAUGUCUGUUGCGUUGAGCAGGGUCUUCCCCAUCAGAGCAGGGGGUAGGAUUCUGGAAUUCAUCUACGGCAGCCAGCGGCACCAGACGAGAGGCGGCGUCACUGUGGGCACGGCCACCACCCACUUCUACGCAAGCGAGGAGUUCAAGAUCAAGCAGAGAACCACCAAGUCCUUCACUUGUAGCCCGCGGGAGACGAUCCUUGCCGGGGACUACAAACAGACUACCUACUGCCACCUCCUCCUCGGCCUUGUCCACUGCGACCAUGUCGAGUUCGUCACCUCCACCUUUGCCUACAGCAUAGUCCAAGCCUUCGCGGCCUUGGAGGAGCUGUGGCCGGAGAUUUGCCAGGACAUUAAAACCGGAGGCCUCAGCCAGGUGAAAGUCACCUCCCCCAACGUCCGGAGGGCCGUCCUUGAGGUAGUAUCCCCCGACCCGUCUCUCGCUCGCAGGAUUAAAUCCACGUGCAAGGAACUCCAGGCGGUAGACUGGCAGGGCGUAGUCCCGGCGCUGUGGCCCAACGCCAAGUAUAUCUACUCCAUCAUGACCGGAUCGAUGCUGCCGUAUCUGAAGAAACUGCGGCACUACGCGGGAAGCCUCCCACUUGUGGGAGCUGAUUAUGGUUCCUCUGAGAGCUGGAUUGGUGUGAACCUGGAGCCAUCCAAUCCGCCAGAGAGGGUCACUUUCACGGUGAUCCCUACCCUCGCUUACUUUGAGUUUAUACGUCUGAGAAGGCACCCGCUGCAGCACGCGAACCAACUUGGGUGGACUGAGGGAUCAGGAGCCGUGGACCCUAGGGUUGCCGACGAUUUUGUGGAAGAUGAACCGGUGCCCCUGAGCAAGGUCAAGGUGGGCCAGGAAUACGAGCUCGUCCUCACCACCUUCACAGGUUCGAUACUCGUUCCUCCGUCAUUCACUCUUUUACCGUCCCACAAUUCAUACCACACAGCAACGAAAAUGGGAACGAAAAAUCUGAAGUUGGGCUGCACCUCUCCACCUGAAGAUUUGGAAACGGGCGAAGGUAGCCGUUUCUUUCUGCCAUUGACACCCCAGACAACCUUCAAAAAAUGCGCAUUAGAUAUGCAUCCCCUAACACUAGCGGCGACGAGGUUGUCGAAGGAUGGAUGGCGGUGGGUGGGGGGCCGAGGGAGAGAGAGAGAGAGAGACCACCUGUUUCUGUCAUCGACCUUUGCUCUCCCACUGCGCCAUGACUCCUCGACUUUGUUUGACUUCAUAUAGGCCACGCUAAGAUGAAUUCGUAAUUGCCUUAUUAGCGAGUCCUUCCAGUGAGGACAAUCGUAUAAGGGGUUUUGAAACGAACGGCCUCAGUACAAGGGAAGAAUUCCUUAAGUUCCCAGAAGAUGUUUCAUGAACCCUCGUCACUUCUUCUCUUUCCGACAUAUCAUUUUUGCCCACCUUCCGUGUGCUAUCCCGAUUUGCACCUUUCUUGCUCACAGUUGCCUGAUACAGAAACAUCUUCUGGGAUUCUUAAAUCUCCUCGUUUAUUGCUUUUUUAAUCGUAUCCCGGCCUUCAUUAAUGUAGACGUGACGGCCAGGUGGCCCCUGGCUGACGCAUCUCCUCGUUUCGUCUCACCGAAAACUAAUUUGAGGAUUUAGAGUGAACACUUUUAAAUGCCUUAAUGGACGGUUCCUUUGUGUGUGAUGAGUCUCUGACAUAUGGCGUGGGUGUCUUCCCGAGCAGCAUGAGCCCUAGAGACACGUCAUUAUCCAGUGAUCUGCAUUCGACCUCUGCUUUUCACGUUAAUGGCAUGUGUAUCUCCCCGUGUGCCUCUCUCACAUACAGAUCCUGGUAUUAUCAUCCAAUGCUUGAGCAACUCGUCUCGAUUUCUCCAUGUCGCAGGACUGUACAGGUACAAGCUCGGAGACGUGGUGGAGGUGACGAGUUUCUACAAGGGCUCCCCCCAACUGAGCUUCGUCUGCCGGAGGAAGCUCAUCCUCACCGUGAACAUCGACAAGAGCACGGAGAAAGACUUGCAGCUGGCCGUGGAGAAGGCCUCUCGCUUGCUGGCCGGAGCGAGAUCCGAACUGAUCGAUUUCACCAGUCACGCGAUCGUCGGAGACGGCGCGCAGAAGCGAGGGCACUACGUUGUCUACUGGGAGGUGAAGGGGGAGGCGGACGAAGAUGUGCUGCAGGAGUGCUGUCGAGUGAUGGACCUGGCAUUCACCGACUACGGCUACGUGGUGUCGAGGCGAUGUGGCUCCAUCGGACCGCUGGAGCUCCGGGUGGUGGAGAGGGGCACCUUCAAGAAGAUACUGGACUGCUUUGUAGGCAAUGGGGGAACCUUGGGGCAGUUCAAGACCCCACGGUGCACCAGCAACCAGGUGCUCCUCCUGAUCCUCGACCGGCGCACCCGGCGGCAGUUCUGGAGCACCGCCUACGAACCCUGA